Molecule: messenger RNA, 3105 nt
Organism: Colletotrichum graminicola M1.001
Lineage: Eukaryota; Fungi; Ascomycota; Sordariomycetes; Glomerellales; Glomerellaceae
Product: SIT4 phosphatase-associated protein
Exons: 3
Coding region: 1-3105 (1034 amino acids)
Cellular component (GO): cytosol; nucleus
Molecular function (GO): protein phosphatase binding; protein phosphatase regulator activity
Source: RefSeq, a predicted model, not a curated record
AUGUUCUGGCGAUUUGGCGGUUACGCCAACAUAUCCACCAUCGACACCAUCCUCGAGAAACCCGAUUUCACCGUCGAAGACCUCCUCGACGAGAGCGACCUUAUCCAAGAGCUCAAGCAGCACAACACGAAGCUCAUCGAGUACCUCCGAGAGGACAACGUCCUCAAGACACUGCUCGAAUAUGUCGUUGCACCCAAACUCGAGCCCGUUGCUGCCCCGGAACCUGACGAACCCGUCGAAGGAACCAAGACCAAGGGCCGCCUCCUCCCCUUCUCAAGACCUCGCGCCUCCUCGCGAGCCACCGAACCCGAGAAUGAAGAGGAGGAGCAAGAGAAGAAGCGGAAUCGCUAUGCCUACGUUGCUGCCGAGGUCCUGUCAUCCGACACCUGGUCCAUCUACGAAGCCAUGAUGGAAAACCAGCAUCUGGUUCGCGACUUCUGGCAGUUCCUCAAGCGCCCUACGCCCCUCGACCCUCUGCAGGCCAGCUACUUCACAAAGGUCAACGAGGCCUUGUUCGAUAAGAAGACGGAGGAAAUGGUCAUCCUGCUCAAGUCCUUGCCCGACGCCGUCCCCGACCUUCUCCGUCACGUCGAGUGCCCCAUGAUCAUGGACCUGCUCCUCAAGAUCAUUGCCCUCGACCGCACCGAGGGCGGCCAGGGCAUCGUGGAGUGGCUUCACUCCCAAGAUGUUGUACCGACUCUGCUCUCGUGUCUCAGCCCAGAGCACAGCUGGGUCGUGCAGACGGCCGCAGGCGACUUCAUCAAGGCCAUCAUUACCAUUUCUGCCAACGCUUCCCAGAACGAGCAACAGUGCAUCGGCCCCAACGAACUUACCCGCCAGCUGGUGUCGCAACCUUGCAUUGAGCAGCUGAUCAAGUACAUGUUAGGAGGUGGAAACCCGUUGACCGUCGGUGUUGGCAUCAUCAUUGAAGUGAUCCGGAAGAACAACUCCGACUACGACCCUGACGUCGGCACCGAAACCAACUCCGUCCCGUCGAGCCGCGAUCCAAUCUACCUAGGCACCCUCCUCCGCCUAUUCGCCCAGCACGUCCCCGACUUUGUCAACCUCAUCAUGAACUCCCCCGUCAAGAAACAGCGACUGGGAUCUACCUUUGGCGACAAGAUCGAGCCCCUCGGAUUCGACCGAUUUAAGACGUGCGAGUUGAUGGCCGAGCUGCUCCACUGCAGUAACAUGGGCCUGCUGAACGAAGUCGGCUCCGAAGAUUUGAUUGCAUCCAGAGAUGCCGAGCGUCAGCGCUUGAGAAUGGAGGGUAAGCUUACCCCAAACCGCGGAGAAGAAGCACCCUUGUCCACCGACGACUCGACGAUGCGCAUUGGGCAUUCUUCUCCCGAGGAGGGACGCCGUUUAGAGGUAACCAAUAUCUCAGACGAUGACGGAUUCGAAGAGGUUGAACCAAGCCGCGAAAUGAACGAAGACACGUCCCACGAAUUUAUCAAGGCCGAAGAAGAGAUUCCCGUCGCAGCCCCGCCUGCGUCCUUCUUGGACAAGGACGAGGACGACUUUGUGGACGAGCCGCUGAGCUCGCCUAGGCUGCUCGUCGCGGACACCAGGAUCAAGGAGCAGCAGUUUGAUGACCCCGAUCUGGUCGUUGCGCCCCUUUCGCCGAGCAAGCCCAAGACCCCCGCGAGCGAAGAGGCCCCCGCCGCGGUGGACUCCGAACCCAGCGCCGACAAGGAGGCGAAGCCAGAAGUUGCUGACGUCAAGAGUGAUGUGCCGGCCGAGGAAGAGGCGGCUGUUACAGAGACAGAGAAGGACGCGAAACCCGACCCCGAAGACGACAAGACCGCCGAGGACGCCACCGUCACCAAGGUGGAGGAACUUUCCCUCAACGACAAGACGGAUCAAGCUCCGGUUUCCGAGGAGAACCAGAAGGGUGACGAGUCUGACUCGUCAGUCGUCUACACCCCUAGCGCCACCGAGUCCGAGGCAAAGACCGAGCCCGCAGAAACCUCUGCCGCGGUUUCCGACGACUCUCCACAGCACCCCGAAGACAUGCCGGCGCCUUUGUUCUCCAUGUCAGUGACUGAUAAUGGCUCGAGAGCGGUGCAGAGCGAGCCGGAGCAGAGAAAAGAUACGGCGACUGCGCCAGCCCCCGAGGUGCCCGUGGCUCCCGAGGUUCCCGAAGCGCCAGAGGCCCCGGCGCCCUCGGGAGCGGAUCACGGUGCGGAGAUGGAGGCCGGUGACUUGCCGCCUGCGGUUCCUCAGCGGCCCGACCCGAGCACUGUGAAGCCGGUGGUUGGCGAUUACCUCAAGGUUCAGUUUGUGGAACACCGCGUUGUGCCUACAAUCCUGUCCUUCUUCUUUGCCUACCCCUGGAACAACUUUCUCCAUAACGUGGUGUAUGAUAUUGUUCAGCAGGUUUUCAACGGGCCCAUGGACAGGGGUUACAACCCGACCCUGGCGAUAUCACUAUUCGAGGCCGCGGACAUCACGACGGCAAUUAUCAAUGGCCAGCUCGCUAGCGACGAGUCACAGGCCAAGAUGAAGACUCGCAUGGGGUACAUGGGCCAUCUGACUUUGAUCGCUGAAGAGGUGGUCAAGUUUACGGAACGACACCCCCCGGAGCUCUUGUCAGAGACUGUCCUCGAACGGGUUAUGGACCCGCGAUGGAUCAGCUACGUAGAGGGUGCACUGGCCGAGACACGCGAGCGAGACAACGCCAUCCUAGGCGGUGUCCGCCCCGAGGUGGCACUGGGCAACCGCGCCGGCAUGUCUGGCAGCGGGUUGGCGGCCGUCGGUCUUUCCGGCCUUGGAUCAUCCUUUUCCAACUCGCAAGGGAAUACCGGCUCUAGCGCCCUUGCCGAGGCCGGACUCAACGGCAACACGGACCUUCAAGAAGGCGGCGGCAACGGCAUCGGUCCGUUUGCCAUCAGCUCGGGCACUCUCAUGUCCGGCUUCGGCAGCUCUAGCGACGAAGAAGACGAGGGCGAAGAGGAGAACGAGGACGAUGUUGGUAACGAGGUGAGUGAUGUGCUCUCAGAGCUGCGUGAGACGGAACCGCCUGCGUUGGACCCCUGGACGCAAUCACUUCUUGACAACAACCCGGAUUCCGACGGGGACAAGGAUUCGAAAAGAGAUGCGUAG